Messenger RNA from Epinephelus lanceolatus (giant grouper), 1319 nucleotides. RefSeq lists its product as uncharacterized. Gene Ontology annotation, cellular component: membrane. The record is from RefSeq and is a predicted model, not a curated record. Lineage: Eukaryota; Metazoa; Chordata; Actinopteri; Perciformes; Serranidae.
CGCAGACCGGAAGAUACACACCACUGGAGAGAGCUGCUGUGAGAAAGGCUUUCUGAAAAGAAAACAAUGUUUUAGUUUUCAGAAACAUUUGUCUCAGUUGUCACCACCCGGACUAAUGUUUCUGACAAAGAAAACCCUCAAAACCACAGUGAGCAUUGAGCUAACUUGAAGUUUCACCCACGAGCUGAACUUCACCGUUGGCCGUGGAGAGGGACGCACCGGUAUCAGGGGACUUUCUAGCGGGUAAACACCUGGAAAUGGACCGAUACAGGUACUUCGUUUUCAACCAGAGGAGCGUGCUCGUUCUCGGUGUCCUCCAGGUGGCUUGUGCGGCUCUUUGUGUGGUGUGUGGCUUCAUGGACGCUGUUUUCCGCAAGGAUACCCCACUGAGUACCACCAGGACCCCGGUGUGGGGAGGACUGGUCAUGGCCUCUCCAGGUGUGCUGGCGCUGUUUGCCUCCCAGAGGAAAAACUCAAGACUGGUGAGUGUGAUGGUGGUAGCAGCAGGACUCUCCUGCGUGGCGGCAGUGUUUAUAUCAGGUUACUCCUGUCUGACACUUACCUACGGUGAAGAGGAUGAAGAUGUCUUCCACCACCACGACAGUCCUCAAGUGACGUUUGUGCUUCAUCGGAUGGUGAAAGGGGCCAACGCCACCAUACUGCUGACCUGCACCAUCGGCCUGGUUCUCUCUUCUCUCAUCGCCUAUGUGGGCUGCCGUAGUCUUCCCAGCUGUGGCUGCUACGAUGCCAGAACGGGAUUGGAAACACUGGUUCCUCAGUGUGACCCUGGGGACACUGAGAUGGUUUGUACAUGGCAAGCAGGAGGUGAUGACAGGCUUUUCAACUCUCCUGCUCAGUCCACUGAGCGGAGCACCACUGAAGAAGAGGAGGGUCCUUCCAAACUGCCUCCGUACAGCAGACUGACCUGACACACAUUAGAGAGACUGGUCCUAAACAGAGAUAUGGAUGAUAUUUCGUUGAAGUUGUGCCAAUACAUUUCUUAUUUUUUGUGGAUGGAUGGAGGGACGAGACUCAACUGAAGACAUCAGAUUGGAAUGUUGUAAAGAGAUAUUUUGGGGAGAGAUGAGUCGUCUGUGCUCUUGAUUAGACCAUGAACUUUAGACUGUCUUUAUUUCCUCUUUGACCAAAGAUUUCUGUAGCCAAAGAAGUUGAAUAUCUGUAUAUGUAACAUGUCAGAAAUGAAAUGCAUUAUUACCUGUAUGCUGUGUAAAAGUGAGCUAUGUUCCCAGUAAGACGUUAUAUGUGUAUUUAAUAAAUAAAACCUGACUGUGCUGUUUUGAGCAUUGUGUUUUUAAAGA